CGUCCGCCGCCAUCCCGCCGGGGACACCCCUUCCCUGGGCCGCGCGAAGGAGAGCGCAGGGGGCAGCACUCGGGGUGUCCCCGCAUCAGGGAAUCGCUCCUGGGUACACUCGCCAGAGAGCAGCACCAGGGAGAAAAGAUGGAGCGGCAGCUGGGGAAGAUAGUGCACACCCAGCGGAAUCUCUUUGGCCCAGUAGACCAUGAGCAGCUGCACUGGGAAUUCCAACACAUGCUGCGCAGCAACAUCGAAGGGGCCCAGCAGAAGUGGAACUUCGAUUUCCUACAGGAUGUGCCAAUGGAGGGAUUCCUGCAGUGGGAAGAGCUGGGGGGCCAUGAGGUGCCAACCUUCUAUCACAGCUGUGUGGUGAGAGAGAGACGGAGGCCACUGCGGCAUCUGAACCGGCCCUUGUGUAGGGAAGAAAAGGCUCACCAGUUGACCCUGACGGCACUGGCAGAGAAACCAAAGGCUUCCAAGCAAACAGGAGCUGGGAAGGUCCCAGAAGGAAAGAAAAGAAGACAGACAUCUUUAACAGAUUACUACUCAGGAAAGAAGCGAAUCAGGACGAAUACACAAGCUGCUGCAAAGAAGCCAACUGCUCGAAAGCAAGCACUGGACUGUUCUGUACCAGAGAGGCUACAAGCAUCUGCUGGGUUUCCUUAGCAUUGAAAAACUUCAUGUGCAGGAUUGGACCCUUAAGGACAUCACACUAAGAUGUACACUGAUGACAGGAUCUCACAAGUACAAAAAACUUUUGUUGGAAUGAGUUCAGGCCAAAUCAACUGGAAACACUUCAGUGAGAAAUGACUAGCCUUAAAAAACACUAGUUAGUGCAUGUGGUCUCUACAGGAUUCGGUGAAGGCUAGCAGUUUAAUGUGCACUAAAAAUCACUGGACAUGAGAAAAUAAUGAACACUUAAAAAAAACCAGCACCUCUAUGCGUGUAAUGCUGUUCUUGGACAUGUCAGUGUACAGUUGGGAUUUUUUAUAUUAUGUCUUUGCAUAUCCUUUUUUUUUUCCUUAAAGCAGGGUGACUUAUUAAAUAUCACCAUCUCAUUUUUACAGGUCUGACAACUAAAAAUAAUUCCCAGGCACAUCUGUGUUUUUUAUCAGGUACAAAAUUUUGUGCUUACAGCUAUCCAGAGCAUAAGUAACAGCAGUUGGGUGCCAAGUAUUACUGGAUUGUAAAUGGAGAAAGCUGAAAUUAUUUGGGAAAGUUUCCAUUUAUAUCAGCAGCCGUGUUAACUCUGUAUGUCUGCCCACCGUGGAAGAACUGGGUAGUUCAGCUUGUUAUGAGUACAUGUUUCCAGACAUACUCUUGCAUCUUUCAAGUCAUUCCUGUUAUCAGCUGUGUAAAAAUUCACCUGUUAUUUUCAGCUGUGCUAUUCCAUCUAGGACUUUGAAUUUGCAGUGUAAAUUAGGAUAAAAUUUGCUGUGCGUUCAUCCACAGUUUUUAAAAAUGCCUGCUGCUUGUAAGAAUGUGCUACAAAAGAGGUAAACUAUUUAGUUUCUUUUAGUGCUUUUUUCAUACUAACAAUGUUUUUGUAAGAAGAGAAAGGGCAUUAAUAACACCUCUUGACAUUG
Molecule: messenger RNA, 1580 nt
Organism: Meleagris gallopavo (turkey)
Lineage: Eukaryota; Metazoa; Chordata; Aves; Galliformes; Phasianidae
Product: cyclin-dependent kinase inhibitor 1-like
Biological process (GO): signal transduction by p53 class mediator; regulation of mitotic cell cycle
Cellular component (GO): nucleus
Molecular function (GO): cyclin-dependent protein serine/threonine kinase inhibitor activity
Source: RefSeq, a predicted model, not a curated record